Molecule: messenger RNA, 1929 nt
Organism: Sparassis crispa
Lineage: Eukaryota; Fungi; Basidiomycota; Agaricomycetes; Polyporales; Sparassidaceae
Product: Carbon catabolite-derepressing protein
Exons: 7
Coding region: 1-1929 (642 amino acids)
Biological process (GO): intracellular signal transduction; protein phosphorylation
Cellular component (GO): cytoplasm
Molecular function (GO): ATP binding; protein serine/threonine kinase activity
Source: RefSeq, a predicted model, not a curated record
AUGGCUGAACCAAUUCCACACACGUUCCCAGCCUCCAAGCUGGGCGAGUAUACCGUCAUCAAGGAGAUUGCGGAAGGGACGUUUGGCAAAGUCAAAAUGGCCGUGCAUACGAUCACUGGCCAUGAGGUAGCCAUGAAGUUCAUCUCAAAGCAGGUCAUCAAUGCCACGAAGACGAAGACGAGAGUACAGCGCGAGGUGGAGUACAUGCGCACGCUCAGGCACCCCCACAUCAUCAAGCUAUAUGAAGUGAUAUCGACGCCAACAGAUAUCAUCAUCGUCCUCGAGUAUGCGGGUGGCGAGCUGUUCAAUUACAUCGUCGAUCAUGGACGCAUGCCCGAGUCACAAGCGCGACGCUUCUUCCAGCAACUCAUCUCUGGGAUCGAAUAUAGCCACCGCCUCAAGAUCGUCCAUCGUGACCUCAAGCCGGAGAACGUACUCCUCGACGCGGAUCUGAAUGUCAAGAUCGCUGACUUUGGUCUCUCGAAUGAAAUCAAAGACGGCGACUUCCUGAAGACCAGUUGCGGGAGUCCAAACUAUGCCGCCCCCGAAGUCAUCAGAGGUGGGUUAUAUACUGGUCCUGAGAUAGACGUCUGGAGUUGUGGUGUCAUUCUGUAUGUGAUGCUCUGUGGUCGUCUACCCUUCGAGGACGAGGACGUGCAGACACUCUUCACCAAAAUAAGCCAGGGCGUAUAUCACAUGCCGUCGUACUUGUCUCCGGAAGCGAAGGGACUGAUCACUGGCAUGCUCGCUGUCGACCCUGUCAAACGUAUCACGGUUCCUGAGAUUAUUCAACACCCAUUCUUCACCACCGACCUUCCGCGUUAUCUCAGCCCAUUACCUCCUCGCCCUGGUCCUGUGCUGGGAACCUUGUCGUCACUUGUUACUCCGCCGAAGGCGCUCGAUUUCGAGAUCAUCGAGGGCUUGGGGAGAAUUGAGGAAGACGUCGUCGACGAUCUGGCGGUGCGCAUGGAAGGCGUAGACAGGGAAGACGUAUGGGAGUGUCUCAGACGACCUGACGGGCCUCAAGGAAAUGCGGUUAAAGUUGCGUACAUGCUUUUGCGAGAUAAGCGGAGAUUGGGGAGAGAUUUGGCAGAAUACGCGGAACAAGAACGAGACGCGCAGUUGGCUGCCCUAGACCCACGUAACCUUCUCUCACCAACUGCGCUGUCUCCUGGAGGGACGGAGCUAGAAGAAAACCCGUUUGAGUCUGAGUUCAAUGGGUACGAUGAAGAUGACGACGACGGGCUCGACUUCUCAACACCACAAAACGAAGCCGAGAUUAGCAACUUCGCGGUUCUGAAUUCGUCGCUCCCAGAGCAACUGCCUGAGCAGCACCACCUCGCAUCGUACGCUAGCGCGAAACGACAGUGGCCGGUGAGGGAAAAGAAACAGCAUCGGACGAAGUGGCACUUCGGUAUUCGCAGUAGGUCACCACCAAUGGAAGUGAUGUUGGAGAUAUAUCGAACACUGAGGGCACUUGGAAUGGAGUGGAAGGAGAAGAAGGAUCUUGGCGGACUUGGUGGGCUCAAGGGGGACAACCGUAAUAGCGAGAAGGUAAAGAUUGAUCGCGCGAGGGAGUUCGAUGGCCCUGGAUAUGUCGACUUGCGUGCUGCGUCCUCUGUAUACUUCGUCGAGACGAGGGCGAGGGUACAAGAUGUGGUGGUCCUCAUGAACCUUCAGUUGUACAUGGUCGAUUCCAUCAACUAUCUCGUCGACUUCCACCACAAGAAGACUUACAAGGCGUCUCCAGAUUCCAGCUCCGGGAUGUUCGACAUGGCGAAUCCGGAUACCAGCCUUUCCGAGACCGCGUCCGAGUCAAGUCGGUCUGUGAAGGACUUGAGCUUGCGCGAAGACGAGGUUGUAUCGCCAUUCGUUUUCAUGGACGUCGCGUGUCGGCUAAUCCUCGAGCUCGCUGGCGGCUCAGAGUGA